AUGAAGGCCUCAGGGAUGCUUCAAGAAUAUAAGGUGGCGGGGUGCUGCCUGCCGACCCCCAAAUGCUGCACACCGCCCCUCUAUCACAUGAGAAUUUUUGCACCUAAUCAUGUUGUUGCCAAGUCCCACUUCUGGUACUUUGUGUCUCAGUUGAAGAAGAUGAAGAAAUCCUCAGGGGAAAUCGUCUACUGUGGACAGGUGUUCAAGAAAUCUUCCCUGCGAGUGAAGAACUUCAGCAUCUGGCUACAUCAGGACUCCCACAGCGGCACCCACAUGUACCAGGGGUACCAGGACCUGACCACCGCUGGUGCCAUCACCCAGUGCUACCAAGACAUGGGUGCCUGGCACCGAGCCCGGGUCCACUCCAUCCAGAUCCUGAAGGUGGAGGAGAUCGCAGCCAGCAAGUGCCGCCGACCAGCGGUCAAGCAGUUCCACGACCCCAAGAUCGAGUUCCCGCUGCCCCACCAGGUCCUCCGUGGCCAGCACAAGCCAUGCUUCACCAAGAGGCCCAACACCUUCUUUUAGGUGCAGGCCCUCUGUCCACAGGUCUGCCCAAAUAAAACAUAGUGGGAAAACCUAAAAAAAAAAAGAAGCGAGGGCCCCUUAUCACUGAAUCCUCAAUGCUUACUACGGUCUCCGGGUCAGCUGUUGUCACUGACCUUCUCACCAACUUCCAGAAGUGAGGAGGACUCUAUGGACAAAUGCUUCUUCUCCACUUCCCCAGUUAACUGCUUAUACCCAGGGCCCACCCUCAGCCUCAAGUCAGGGGUCAAAGGGCCUCAGGGAGAUCAGAAGGACUCAGAAGCAGGAGGAGGAGCCCUGAUGUCUAUCAGCAUUUGCCAAGAAACUACUGUUUUCUCCACAAUUCUAAGAGCUUCUGA
Molecule: messenger RNA, 881 nt
Organism: Bubalus bubalis (water buffalo)
Lineage: Eukaryota; Metazoa; Chordata; Mammalia; Artiodactyla; Bovidae
Product: 60S ribosomal protein L18a-like
Exons: 1
Coding region: 1-525 (174 amino acids)
Biological process (GO): translation
Cellular component (GO): ribosome; cytosolic large ribosomal subunit
Molecular function (GO): structural constituent of ribosome
Source: RefSeq, a predicted model, not a curated record